UUCCCAUUUUGCUCUCAAAACCCACGCCUUUUCUCUGAAACCCCCAAAGCUUGAAUCCUCUCUAAUGGCGGCGACCGAUGAACCCUCCGAUCAAGCCUCGUUUCCAUCGUAUUCGGAGAUGAUAAUGGCGGCGAUUGAUGCGCUGAACGAUGGGAAUGGAGCUAGUGAGUCUUUGAUCUCGAAGUUCAUAGAGGAGACGUAUGGAGGGUUGCCAUCGACGCACUCGGUGGAUCUCGCAGUGGAACUAGCACGGAUGAAGGAUAGCGGUGAGCUUGUUUUGGGUGAGAAUUACUACAAGAGGCCAGAUGCAGGAGUAGCUCCGAAGCGAGGCCGUGGUCGGCCACCGAAAGGCGAAGAUCUCAGGGACGACGGUGAGGCGGUGGCGACGCCGACGGUGGCGGCAUCGAUCGUUCCUCGGCCGCGUGGGAGGCCACCGAAACCUAAAGAUCCACUUGCGGCUGCUGUUGCCAAGGCUGCACAUGGGCUUCCCAAACGCCGUGGACGGCCACCGAAGAAUCCUCGGGCGCCGGCGGCGGUGGCUCCGGUGGCUCCGGCGGCCGUCGUUGGGGUGAAGAGAGGGCGUGGGCGACCUCCGAAGGUGAAACCCCAGCUCGGUGAUGUAGGGUUUGGUUGAUGAUUGAUGCGUAGUGAGAUUGUGAUUGAUGAGCAGAAAAAAAGUGUUUCUAAUUCCGGUUUCUUUGUCUGUUUGACCUCUGCUGAGCUGAAUUUCUCUUAAAUUCAAUUGUUCUUCAAAAA
Dioscorea cayenensis subsp. rotundata (Guinea yam) is the source of this 756-nucleotide messenger RNA. Its product is annotated as HMG-Y-related protein A-like. Gene Ontology annotation, biological process: chromosome condensation; negative regulation of DNA recombination; nucleosome assembly. Gene Ontology annotation, molecular function: double-stranded DNA binding; nucleosomal DNA binding. The record is from RefSeq and is a predicted model, not a curated record. NCBI's taxonomy places the organism in Eukaryota, Viridiplantae, Streptophyta, Magnoliopsida, Dioscoreales, Dioscoreaceae. Gene Ontology annotation, cellular component: nucleosome; nucleus; nucleolus.